Molecule: messenger RNA, 10652 nt
Organism: Peromyscus maniculatus bairdii (prairie deer mouse)
Lineage: Eukaryota; Metazoa; Chordata; Mammalia; Rodentia; Cricetidae
Gene: Trhde
Product: thyrotropin releasing hormone degrading enzyme
Biological process (GO): peptide catabolic process; proteolysis
Cellular component (GO): cytoplasm; membrane
Molecular function (GO): metalloaminopeptidase activity; zinc ion binding; peptide binding
Source: RefSeq, a predicted model, not a curated record
GUUUCUCCCCCCGGGGACACGGCUCAGACCUUCAUCUACCUGAAGUGGAUGCCCCGGCGGGACACUUCUUCACUUGUCUUCUCCGGAGGGCAGAGGCACAACAUCGGGACGUGGGAGGCUCGCUGUCCAGUCUGCAACCUCAUGCCUUUUACCGCCACCACCGCUUAAAGUGUCCAAGGUGGAGGAAGGCUUCUCCAGGACGGAUGCUCCGCGGCCGUGGGACUUCCUCCGGCUGGCUCACUCCGGUCCUUCCCUCGGUUCCCUGGUCCAUCCUCUCCUCUCCCGCUGCGGGGUGGAAGGCUCCGGCGCCUUCUGGGCUGCCGCCGCCGCAACUGUCUUUGCGAGCUCAUCCCACCCAGAAGACCAAACGCUGCCGGAGUGCGGGGAGCUGGGCGAAGCCCUAACUUGCCUGCCAGCUCGGUCGCUCUCCAUCCUCCCGGGCGAGGACCGGUGCGAGAGUCGCCGCAACCAGCCUGGGAGAGUGCGGCGCCCGGGAGGACACGCGAGCCGCAGGCGCACAGGGGCGGGGGCGGCGUGUGCCCGGGCACCCCGUGCCAGCCCGACGAGUAGCGCGCACCCUGCGAGCGACAAGCUCCCCAAGUUGGGCGCGUCCCAGAGCUGAUUGCCCCGCGUUCCGCCGCUGGUGUCCGGAGAGAGGCGGGGCUGCCGGGGGUCGUCGCGGCCGUCGCCGGCCACCAGAGCCUGUCUCCGGAGAACCCGGGCUGGCCUCCCUAGGGUCCCAGCCGGCGUUGCGCCCUCCGCCCGCGUGCGCUCUCCGAUGACUGCGCUGGCGGUGGCCCGGGUGGCCCGCCCGCUGGGGGUGUCGGAGGGGGCGGGGGAAGAGGAGGAGGCGGUGUGAUGGCCCUGGACGGCGAGAGGGGGGAGCAAGAGGAGGAGAAGAAAAAGAAGAAGAAGAAAAAGAAGAGGAAGAAGAAGGAGGAGGAGGGGGCCGAGAAGAGCAGCUCACCCUUUGCAGCUACCAUGGGAGAAGACGAUGCCGCCGCCGCGCUCCGGGCAAGCGGCAGGGGGCUCUCGGACCCGUGGGCUGACUCGGUGGGAGUGCGACCCCGCACCACCGAGCGCCACAUCGCGGUACACAAGCGGCUCGUGCUGGCCUUUGCCGUGUCCAUCGUGGCACUCCUGGCGGUCACCAUGCUGGCCGUACUGCUCAGCCUGCGCUUCGACGAGUGUGGAGCCAGCGCGGCGGUGCCGGGCUCCGACGGUGGCCCCGGGGGCUUCCCCGAGCGCGGCGGCGGCGGCGGCGUUGGGGGCAACAACAGCCACCCAGGAUCCGCCCGGCGCAACCACCACGCUGGUGGGGAAUCCUCGCAGCGCGAGACCGGCGAGGUGGACACCCCGGGGACCCCGUCUACCCUACCGCCGUCGGAGGAAGAGCCCGAGCAGUGGCAGCCUUGGACGCAGCUGCGCCUAUCCGGCCACCUCAAGCCGCUGCACUACAAUUUGAUGCUCACCGCCUUCAUGGAGAACUUCACCUUCUCCGGGGAGGUCAACGUGGAGAUCGCGUGCCGGAACGCCACCCGCUACGUGGUGCUGCACGCCUCCCGGGUGGCGGUGGAGAAGGUGCAAGUGGCGGAGGACCGGGCGUUCGGGGCUGUCCCGGUUGCAGGCUUUUUCCUCUACCCACAAACCCAGGUCUUGGUGGUGGUGCUGAAUAGAACCCUGGACGCGCAGAGGAAUUACAACCUAAAGAUUAUCUACAAUGCCCUGAUAGAGAACGAGCUUCUCGGCUUCUUCCGCAGCUCCUACGUGCUCCACGGGGAGAGAAGAUUCCUUGGUGUUACUCAGUUCUCACCUACGCAUGCCAGGAAGGCGUUUCCGUGUUUCGACGAGCCAAUCUACAAGGCCACUUUCAAAAUCAGCAUCAAGCAUCAAGCCACCUAUUUGUCUCUAUCCAAUAUGCCAGUGGAGACAUCUGUGUUUGAGGAAGAUGGAUGGGUAACAGACCACUUUUCACAGACUCCUCUCAUGUCCACAUAUUAUUUAGCCUGGGCGAUUUGCAACUUCACGUACCGAGAAACUACUACCGAGAGUGGGGUUGUAGUCCGAUUAUAUGCAAGACCUGAUGCUAUCAGAAGAGGAUCCGGGGACUAUGCUCUCCACAUUACAAAGAGAUUAAUAGAAUUUUAUGAAGACUACUUUAAAGUGCCCUAUUCUUUGCCAAAACUAGACCUUUUAGCUGUGCCUAAGCACCCAUAUGCUGCUAUGGAGAAUUGGGGACUAAGUAUUUUCGUGGAACAAAGAAUACUGCUGGACCCCAGUGUUUCGUCUAUUUCAUAUUUGCUGGAUGUCACCAUGGUCAUUGUUCAUGAAAUAUGUCACCAGUGGUUUGGGGACCUUGUGACUCCGGUGUGGUGGGAAGAUGUGUGGCUGAAGGAAGGAUUCGCUCACUACUUUGAAUUUGUGGGUACAGACUACCUCUAUCCUGGCUGGAACAUGGAAAAGCAGAGAUUUCUGACAGAUGUUCUGCAUGAAGUGAUGCUGCUUGACGGGUUGGCCAGUUCCCAUCCGGUGUCACAGGAAGUGAUACGGGCAACAGAUAUUGACAAGGUGUUUGACUGGAUCGCAUACAAAAAGGGUGCUGCUCUCAUUAGAAUGCUGGCUAAUUUUAUGGGCCAUUCCGUUUUUCAGAGGGGCUUGCAAGAUUAUUUAACUAUCCACAAGUAUGGCAAUGCAGCCAGAAAUGAUCUCUGGAAUACAUUAUCAGAGGCUUUAAAAAGGAAUGGAAAAUAUGUGAACAUACAAGAAGUAAUGGAUCAGUGGACACUGCAGAUGGGAUAUCCUGUUAUCACCAUCCUGGGAAACAUGACAGUAGAAAAUAGAAUAAUUAUCACCCAACAACAUUUCAUUUAUGACAUCAGUGCUAAAACCAAAGCACUCCAACUUCAGAAUAACAGUUACCUGUGGCAGAUUCCAUUAACCAUUGUGGUAGGAAAUAGAAGCCAUGUGUCUUCAGAGGCAAUUAUUUGGGUGUCUAACAAAUCAGAACAUCACAGAAUAGCAUACUUGGACAAAGGAAGCUGGAUCCUUGGAAACAUCAAUCAAACUGGCUACUUUAGAGUCAACUAUGACCUAAGGAACUGGAGAUUACUGAUUGAUCAAUUAAUCAGGAACCACGAGGUACUGUCCGUCAGUAACCGUGCUGGCUUGAUUGAUGAUGCCUUCAGCCUGGCCAGGGCAGGCUAUUUGCCUCAGAAUAUUCCCCUCGAGAUUAUCAGAUACCUGUCUGAGGAAAAGGAUUUUCUUCCUUGGCAUGCUGCCAGCCGAGCUCUUUAUCCUCUGGAUAAAUUACUGGACCGCAUGGAGAACUACAAUGUCUUCAAUGAGUAUAUUUUAAAACAAGUUGCAACAACAUAUAUCAAGCUCGGAUGGCCAAAAAACAACUUCAAUGGAUCUCUCGUUCAAGCAUCCUACCAACACGAAGAACUACGGAGAGAAGUGAUCAUGCUGGCGUGCAGCUUCGGGAACAAGCACUGUCACCAGCAAGCCUCCACGCUGAUUUCAGAUUGGAUUUCCAGCAAUAGGAACAGAAUACCACUCAAUGUUAGAGACAUCGUCUACUGCACAGGAGUGUCAUUGCUGGAUGAGGAUGUCUGGGAGUUUAUCUGGAUGAAAUUCCACUCUACUACUGAAGUUUCGGAGAAGAAGAUAUUACUGGAGGCUCUAACUUGCAGUGAUGACAGGAAUUUAUUAAAUAGGCUUCUAAACCUGUCUCUGAAUUCUGAGGUGGUGUUGGAUCAAGAUGCAAUUGAUGUCAUAAUCCAUGUAGCCAGAAAUCCACAUGGCCGAGAUCUUGCCUGGAAGUUUUUCAGAGACAAAUGGAAAAUACUAAAUACCAGGUAUGGAGAAGCAUUAUUUAUGAAUUCCAAACUUAUCAGUGGAGUUACAGAAUUUCUUAAUACAGAAGGUGAACUUAAAGAGCUAAAGAACUUCAUGAAGACCUAUGAUGGGGUAGCAUCUUCCUCAUUCUCACGAGCCGUGGAAACCGUGGAAGCCAAUGUGCAUUGGAAAAGGCUUUAUCAGGAUGAGCUGUUCCAGUGGCUGGGGAAGGCCAUGAGGCACUAAUGUGCAUCACUUAACCUAGAACUCAACUCGGAGUUUUGAGAGGACCUGCUUUCCUGUGGAACAAGGAGGCUAGCCAGAAUUUCAGUGAUAAUGUGUGGGAGAACUUUUUGUUGUUGCUGUUGUCUGUUGGGGUGGUGGGUAUUUUUCUUCCUUCCAUUCACUCUACAUUUGUUUCUCCACUGGAUGUUCCUCUGUAUAGAAACUCUUGCAAGUGACUCUUUGCCCUGGCUACUUCCGCUGGUACAUUCCCUGCUGUUCGGGACCAAAUACGAUAGGGGUGCAUGUUGAUGUUGCCGUCAGUUUGGAAAAUCCUAUCCAGAAUACUCUGUGCAUGGAUGUAUGGUCCUGCCUGUGUUCCAGCAUGCUUAUUUCACAUGUCCAAUGUUGUAUGUGACUAUAUGUACAUCCAGGAUGGGCAUUAUGCAAAAGCACAAAGAUUAUCCAUGACAAUCAGUGUUGUAAUGGAAGUAAAAUCUUCAGAAGGGAAUUCUAUCCUCAGCCAUGGCCAACAGGAGAGAGAAAGCAGCUCUGUCAACAAUUUGUAUCAUUUGUUUUCAGCACUUGGAUUGUCUGGCAAUGAUGAUUGCAUUGCUAACUCAUUUUCUUUGAGUUAAAGCUGUGUAUACACUUGCAGAGAUGUAUAGAUAGUAUGUACAUAUACACAUGUACAUAAGAAAGCUCCAUAUGUACAUAAUAUGUUGUAAAUGCACCUGUGCGAAGAAAUCUCUUCAGAUCAAAGGAAAUUUAACUCUUUUUUAUAAAUGUGUGGACACUUGGAAAAGGCUUCGUAUAAUUUAUCUCAACACUCCCCUUCCUACUUUGUAACUCACUUUCUUAACUGCUUUUUCAUCUAUGUGCUGAAGAAGGAUCUAUUCUACUACAUGAAGAUGAAUCCUAACAAAACAUAUGUGUAAACUAAUCAGUCUACAGAUUCCCUUAAGUCAGUGGCAUCCUUUCACCACUAUCUGUCAUUAUUUUGGUCAACAUUCCUAUUGCAUAAACCAAUUUUGUGUAAGCGUAGAAUGAUUGGUACUAAGAAAGGGUUUAUUUCUAGCUCCUUUGUCUUUCUUACCUUAGAUAUUGCAGAGUUAAAUUCUCUCUGUGUGUUGAUCUUUAUGUGGAUAUUGCUCCUAUCCUCCAUUAAGCAACCAUACCUCAACAGGUCUAUUAGCAUUUAAUGACCUUUUAUGCCAGUUGUGCCCUCCCUUAUGAUACAAAGUUGCUGUUAUGCUGUGUUAAUGUAUAAAACCUUUGGAAAUUAACAACCCUCUUCUACCUGGGAAUUUUGAAGAGCCAUUUCCAUGGCUGUGUGUAACGCAACUAUAUUUCAGUGCUUUUCUCACCCAGUAGGCCAGUUCCUUGCUUCAGAGUUAACAUAUUUUAAGUUUAGCAUUGUAAAAGACCUAUUACAACUACUAUAAUUGAGUCAAAUGUUGUGAAACCCCUUUCUGUUUUCCUGUGGUGUUUAGCUCUUCCAAAUAUUACAAAUCACUGAAACAAUGGAUUCAGAGACCAUCACUCAAUACUGGGGAAAAAUGAUUUAUAAGGCAGAAGUCCUAGAAUUAUUUUCUUUGUAGAAAUGAAAAACAGUUUCCCAAUGUAAGCAAUUAAUGCAUAUUUCUUACACUUAAAUUUUUUCUACGCUUCAUUCAACUAGAAUACAUGAAUUUUAAGUACUCUGUGGUGUUAAAGAGUCAUGGUCAUGCUUAGUAUGAAAUCUGAAAUUUAGGUUAUCUAUUAGAAGUGAGCAAGUUCUUAAACAUAAUACUCAUAAAUAGUAUACAGCCAUGAAGUCCCCAAAUAUCCAUUAUACCACUGGUAAAUUCAUUCAUGGGACAUCUACAUCUAUCCAUAGAUAUAGAUGUCUUGUUUUGUUUCCUCAAGUACUAAAAAUUCAGAGUAAUGGCUUUUUAUUUUAAGUGAGUCAUCAUUUCCAGCUUUGAAUUUGGGGGCUUUCUGAGUUCUUUUUCCCCCCUGCUAUUAAUAGUCAUAAUCCUCUUUGAGUAUUUUAGUGGCCUUUAACACAACUGGUUUAGCUAUAAUCUAAAUCCUCAGUGUAUCCUUAUGUACCAUGUUUAUACCUCAUACAAUACUUGUUCAACAAUAUAGUGGUACCAAUGGCAUUGAGAUGGCAUUUUUGCUCUACACAUAUUUCAGUUCUUUAACCUUCCCAAUGUUGAAAUUAUAUUGGGCUUUAAAGGUUCUUUUUAGUUGUUUAAAUAAGUAAUAUUUCAAAAUAAUAAAAUAACCAAUGAUAUCUCUUGGAAUAUUCUGUAAAAUGUAGCUAUAAAAUUAUAUUUUCUACUUAGAGUUUUUAUCUUUCUCUCUUGUGUGUUUUACAAAUCAAUUAUCUAUGUGAAAUAACAACAUAUUGAAAGUUUUCAUCAUCUAGUCUCAAGAAUUUCCUGUGCCAAUAUAUGUAUAACAGCAAAACUUUGGUUUAAUUAGAAAAUACUAGAUUAUUUGCCACUUUGGGUAUUCAUUAUCUCCAAGUAACUUGUAAAUAAAAUGUUCUCCCCAUUUUUACACAUUUUCCCAUAAAUUUUUUUUUUACAGUCUUUGAAGUUCUAAAAACUACAUGAUUUCAAACUUAGAAGGCUGACAUCUGUAAUACUGGCUAUGUUUUGUUUUUUUUUGAAAUUCAUUAGCAUGCACUUUUGCUGAGCCUUAAUCUCCUUUGUUUCAUAUGAUUUUAAGAUAAAUAUAUUAUAUUCGGAUUUUCUGAUAUUUCAGUUUACAUAUGUAUAACUAAAAUAUUACAAGGUUAUUCAUAUUAUGCCAUGAAUUUCUAAAACUCAUUCCAUUAUCAACAACUUUGACACAUGCUGAUUUGAUUCUUCACAGAAACACAAUGCAUGUUUGACUUCUUCCUGAAGAUGAAAUGAAGUUGAAAAUAGCCAUUCACACCUUCAAAACCCCAGUUAUGAUAUAAUCUAAAUCUCUCAACAUAGAUGGUCUCCAACUAACAUACAGCGGUGUUGUUAAUUUAUAUCUAUCUAUCUAUCUAUCUCGUUAGCUUGAGACUUCACAAGUUCUAGACUAACAUCAGAAUAUAUAUUUGAACACAUCCACGAUUGCUCUAUCACCUUUAACAUUUAUAUUUCAGAUUUGUGUGAUUUCAAACUACUGGAUGAACAUGUUAACCACCACUUACUUUGGCCAGUGUAAAUAGUCAAAUAUCGGGACACACAAUUAAGUCUGUCGGUUACGUUUCCCAUUGCAGAUCUGUUAUUGAACAUAGUUUAAAUGAAACCUUAAGACUGGGAUGCUUUGCUUUACUUUCAACACCCACUUCUGAUAGUAGAAAGAGAUAACAGUUACAGAUGGUCAGAAUACACACAGGAGGCUAUAUGAUCUAAAUAGUUGAAAACAAUAUUCAGUCAAAUGUGUAUACAUCUGUGGAGACUAGCUUGUGAACAAAUGAUUUUGUGGAACUCUGGCACUGUAUCAGAUGCAAUAGAUAAAUUAUAACAAAGCAUUCAACACCACGCUGACUUCAAAUUCACUGCUAAUUAAAUAUUUAAAAAAUUGUCUUCUAGGAGGCUGAAGAAUGUAGCUCAAAUAAUUUUGUGAAUGCUCAUGUGACUUAUCCAUAAAUAUCACAUACAAGUAGUCACAGAACAGAUGAUGAGAAGGCAAGACUUCCAUAGCAUGUUUUCCUUUAGCAGAGAUCGUGACUGUAUUAUCAUCUGAUACUGGUAGUUACGUGCUGUUAGAGUUCAAUUGAGUUAAAAGAAGGUUUCUUGAAUAGAUAGUAAUAACUGAGCAUGUAGUAAGAGAAAGGAAGAUGGUGGAAAUGGAUCUAAAAAUGAUCACAUGAAAAAUGUAAAGAACCCGUGAACCAGUUGGAAUUAAGGCAACAUGAAACAGAAUCCCAUGGUAUAGAAGAGAAGUUUGAUCAUUUUUAAGUAUGAAACCCAACUAUUUUCUGUACUAGUUCCAAAACAUGUGGAUAAUUUUCACUGUUUGAUUUCACAAUGCUUGUAUUUUUAGAAAUACAUAAGAUUUCAAAAGUAUAAUAAUGCCAUAACAUUUAAACAAUAAUAAUUGAAAUCAAAAUUGGGACAGACUCUAUCUUUGAGAAAAGCUGUUUGUGCAAUUGAGUGAUGUUGCUACUCUUCAGAAAAGUUGUUUGUAAAAGAAAAGAAAAGCCUCUUGUAAAAGUAUCUCAAAUUUGCCAAAAUGAUGUUAGCUUCAUUUGUUGACUUUCGGUAAUUUAUUUAUUCUUUCAAGCAGGUUCAGCAAUUCCUAUCUUGGCAAUAAUUUAUUUCAUCAAAUUAGUAUAUGUGAACUUGAGUAUGAAAAUAUUCUCAUGAACUAUGCUAAAUUUUCAACUUUUUAAUUAUAUAAAAUUAGCCCUCAGUUUCACUGCCUUGAACUAAUUAGCAGGUUUUAAAAUCAAAUAUUUUAUUUCAUUUUGGGAUGGAUUCAAUAAAAGUCUAACAAACAUGCACUCUACCCGUUUUUGCUUUCAAUUUUACGACAUGAAAUUUUGUUUUAAAGUUUAAAUAAGAAAAGUUACAAAGCUUUUAGAAAAUAUUUAAAGGAGUCAUUAAAAACAGGUUUUCAGGUUAGGAUGCUCAUAUACAUCGCUGCAUACUUUUAGCCCGUAAGGUUUUUGUUUUGUUUUGUUUUGUUUUAGGUUAUUCAGCUACUGUAUGUCAUGUGACUUUUGCAUAGAUUUCACAAUCCACAGUUUAAAGACUUUUAUGUUGAACACAAAUCUCCUUGAAGAAUCUAUCUUUCUGUUAUUCCUAGUUCAUAUACUGAUGCAGUAACAAAGAGGAAAGUGGGUUUCAUUUUGUUCAGAUUUUUCUUAAAUUGGCAAUUGGAGGGAAGGAUUAAACAUGUAAACAUGUGCAUAUCUAUUAAACUCCAGACACCCGGUGAAGUGUUAGGAAUUCUAAUCAAUCAUUGAGAGGAUGGAGGCUAAAAGACACUGGUUUCUAAAAUGAAUUACUAGUAUUAAUGGGGCUUCAAAACCGUAAACCUAAGCUUUAUGUGAUGCAAACCCAUCACUUCUAUGGUUCUGUCAAGCUUGAGACAUUAUCCAUGCAGACUCUGUGGGAGAUUUGAGUACUUCCUGUCUCUCACACUCUCAUUGUUAUGGACUUCUUUGAAAUAAGUGUUAAUUGGUGCCAUUUGGCUUAUCACUGAUUUAUUACCAAGGUUACUUCAUGUGUUUUCUAAAAACAUUUUCUUCACAAAAAUCCUGCAUUUUGUUUGUGAGGGCUUUAAACUACAAGUAAUUAACAGGCACUCGGCCAAUGAGCCAUGAAAAAAAAAAAUCAGUGGAAAAAAAAAGGAUGCAUUGCAAAGCAUUUCAGCAAUGUCUCACAAAGUUGAGGUUGAACUUGUCUGCAUGUGGAAAAGAUCUAGUAAGCUACCCAGAACGUUUCCACUGCUUAGCAAAGAGAUCAGAAAAUGUUCUCUCUUUCUGCAUAGAACGAUAGAUGGACCGCACUGCUUAAUUUACUCGAUGUUAAGUUUCCAACGGCCCUGCUGUGUGUAGAUACAGUUUAACCUAACUGCUUUGACUCACCUCUUUACAGGUCAACUUGCUUCUAAUGGCACACAUUUUUCUUAUGUCAUGUAAGUAAAUGAAAGAGCAAAGUGUUUUGUAGGAAAUAUAAUAGGGGAGUUCAGAACACCUGCCUCAAAUGUGCAGAGCAUUUCUUUUCUGUUAAUCAUCCCUGCAAGGCUCAAGGGAUUGCACUCAGUCUUAUGUACAGAUCUGCCACCACCUCCAUGGAGUGUGCAACCCACUGAGUGAGAAAAUCAUUAGAAAUUCUUUGUUCCUCGUUUUCUCUCAAAUAGGUUUUUAAACUGUCAUUUCUCAAGUGAAAACUGUUUUUCAAAUGAAUUGCUUCUCAAAUGUUUUGUUCUAGAUUUUACAGUAUUGUGUAAUGGUAAUCUCAAAUCAACUUUUAAAUCACACCUGUAUAUUGGCAUAUAUUAAUAUGUGUGCAGUCUUUCAUGGCUAUAGUUUAUUCUCCUUUUAAAAUUUUAAUAAACCUUGACAACAAAUAAGUGCUAUAAAUCAAAAACACAUUAUCAUUGUUGUUUUACACAUUUUUCAGUUACUUAAACAGUAAAAUAAAUUUUACCUUUGAGAUUUUAUCUUGGGCUGUCUGGCCAAGUGUAAACUUAUCAGAUAAUUAAAUAUUACAUUGUAGGACUCUUCCUAAUAAACAGCCUUGAUCAGUAACAAAGCGUAUUUACCUGAAACCACUACACCAGACUUACUUAGCAUAUGCCAUAUGGAAGCAUAUUUUUCUCAUUUCUAAUAUUUUAUGGUUUGGGAAUUAAAACAUUACUGAUCUCGUAGUAAACACAAGUUCUAAAGCAUUUUCCAAAUAACCUCAUGUUAGUUUAGCCAAUAAAUGUUUUCUAUGGUACAACUUGUAGGUUAUUCAGUAGAAAUUGAAUCUCUGUAUUCAACAUGAAAUUUUUAUUCUUUCCUGAUAAAAUACUAAAAAAAAAUUUUUUCUAAGUGAGAAAAUUUGUCUACUCACCUUAAGCAGAACAAAUUUGAGUUUUGCCUCUGAUAAUAAAAUUUUGUACAGUAA